Molecule: messenger RNA, 1761 nt
Organism: Scylla paramamosain (green mud crab)
Lineage: Eukaryota; Metazoa; Arthropoda; Malacostraca; Decapoda; Portunidae
Product: DDRGK domain-containing protein 1-like
Exons: 7
Coding region: 68-958 (296 amino acids)
Source: RefSeq, a predicted model, not a curated record
UUUCCACCUCGGCACUCUUGCACCUUAUACUCGCCCCGCUUUCCGUCACAACAGACAAGCGAAAAACAUGUCAGCUGUUCUUCUGUACACGGGCCUGGCGGUGCUGGUGGGCGUGGUGAUAGCCUUCCUCUCCUUCUACAAGAGUAAGAAGGAAAAAGAUGCAGACAGACCCAGAGCGCCCAGACCAAGACCGGCGGAGGAGGGGGGCGCCAGACCAGCCCAGCCCCCGAACCGAGUGGCAGCCAAUCGCAACGCCCGCGCCAGGAUGAGAGCUGCCGCGCAGCGCCACGCAGGAGGUGACUCGGAGGAGGAGGAGGAGGAGGAGGCAGCACUGGGCGAGAACAUAGCAUUGCCUGAUGGGAAAGUAGGCAAGAAGAAAUUGGCUAAACUUCAAGCUAAGGCUGAUAAGAGAGUCCAGAGAGAGAUGGAGGAGAGGGAGCGCGAGGAGAGGAAGGAGAGGAAGGAGAGAGAGGAUGAGGAGCGGAAGAAGGAAGAGGAGAAAGAGGCGGAGGAGGAGGCACGGAAGGAGGAGGAGGAGAGGAAGGCCAGGGAGGAGAAGGAGAGACAAGAACAGGAGGAAUAUUUAAGACUCAAAGCAGAAUUUCAAGUAGAAGAAGAAGGAUUUCAAGAACAUGAGGACGAAGAGGAGAAAGAAAAAAAUCUGCUAAAUAAUUUCGUUUCCCACAUAAAGGAUCAGAAGGUGUUAGUGCUGGAAGACUUGGCAGCAAAAUUUAAGUUGAAGACCCAGGAUGUGAUAAGCAGGGUGACCGAUUUACAGAAGCAAGGCAUUCUGACUGGAGUGCUGGACGACCGCGGAAAGUUCAUCUAUAUUAGCCGUGAAGAGCUGGAAGGGGUAGCGAAAUUUAUCAAGCAGAGGGGUAGAGUAUCCCUUGCAGAGCUGGCUGAAAACUCUGCGUCCCUGAUCACCCUGACCCCUGAGACACCCCCUGCUAGUUAAUGGGUGAAUGGGGCUGUUAGGGGUCUGUAUACAGUUAGACGAGAGUUGUUCUAGGGUUUGUAGGGCUGAGAGAAGCUAGAAAUGGCUUGUUUAGAGUUCAGUGGUGUGUGGGUCUUCCUGAGCUGAGAGAAGCUGGGUAAAGGCUUGUUUGGGCUUGUUAGAGGGUAAAUAGGCUUGUUUGGGGUUGUUAAGGGGAAUAAUAGGGUUGUUUGGGGCUGUUUGAGGGUAAAUAGACUUGUUUAGGACUGUUAGAGGAUAAAUUAGCCUUGUUUGGGACUUCGAGGGUUAAAAAAGAUGAUUUAGAGUGAUGAAGACUAAAUUGGCUUGUUUAGAGAUAUAGAAGACUUGUUUGGGGCUAUGAAAGGGCUAAGGGAGGCUAGAGAAUGCUUGUUUGGGUGUUUGGGGGCUAAAUGAGGAGAGGAAAGGCUUGUAUUGGGCUGUAAGGGGCUAGGGAGGAGUGGUCUGGGGUGGCUGGUGAUAGAAAAGUUUGGUAUAUUUGGUUAGGAUUGAAAUGGGGCUGGUUAGGUUAGGUUAGGUGGUUAAGGAAGAGACUGACCUGAGAGAGAGAGAGAGAGAGAGAGAGAGAGAGAGAUUUUGUGUGUGCGUGUGUGUGUGUGAUAAGAUAUAUUAGUGUAUUAUUUUUUUUUUUCAUGUUUGUUAAUAAAAAAAUGUAAGAAAAGAAUGUUAAUGUUUUUUUUAUGGUAAUGCUUUUAAAUUGUUAUUGUUUUUAUUUAUUUGUUUAUUUGUUUAUUUUUUUAUUUUGGUUCCUAAUUCAAAAUACAAAUAAAUGAUAGUAGUUAUUA